UAAAACCCCGUUCCUGUUCACUUUUUACUCGUUAGUGUUUAAUCGGUCAAAAUAUCUAUUUGUAUAGCGAAUACCAUUCCUAAAAAAUAGAAGCUAUUAGUGUGAAAUGGUGUGAGAUAUAAAAUUCUUUAAUCGGUAGAAAAACACGAAAUUGCCAUCGCAUCGGCGAACGUAAAUUCCAAUCGAAAAACGACAAUGAAAACUGGAAGUUUGUACAGUUCAGCGAGUCCUUUUUAUAGCGGUGGUAAUAGUUUAAGGAAUUCAUCGGCCUUAAAGGGUGCUUAUAAGAAUAAAGACUAUCUAUCGGGAGCUUUGUCGGAUCGGGACAGCAUUAGUGGCCGAAGCAAGAGGAGUCGAAUAAGGAAAGGAUCAAGCGGUUCCAUAAAAGUGGCUAAGACCAUGUCCAAGAAAUUGGACUUUACAAACUUAGCAUACCGCGAGGCAGUCGGUCGUCUUAAAUUUCUGCUCGAGGAGUCCUACGCAACCCCCAGCAAGCCAACAUCGCAGUAUCGGAAACAUUACGUAGAGGACUCUGGCGAGGAUACGGACAAUCAAUCGCAAGUAACUGAUCGUCCGCCGCUAUCCGAGAUAUCUAAAUAUCUGUCGCCCAAUUAUAAGGUACAGUCAGCGAAAAAGGCGACCCCAAAAUCGUACUCACCCCAUCGCUCUUCUCGCUACUCUACAACCACGGACUAUGCCGCUCCACCUCCUGCUCCUCUUUCUAAUGAAACUGGUCAGGCACCACCUGAGAUAAUUAGCUUCAUCGAGAAGCAAGAGGACUAUAUCGAGCAACUGGAAAAGGAAUCGAAAUUUUGCCGAGACGAACUCUCUAAUCUGCUUGGGAAAGUACGAGAUGUUAUUAGCGAAAACGAAGCUCUGACGGAGCAUGCUCGCUCCGACCUAGUCGCAAGUCACCCCAAAAUUUCAGGAUCCUCUGAAAGUGAAGACAACCAUUAUGAGAAAAUUAUUCGCGGCCGAAAGGAUAAACCUACAAGGACGUCCCAAGCACUUAGUGGUCCCAGCAUUGUUUUCGAAUCCAGAAUAAGUGAACUGGAAGCGGAGCUAGCACAAGCUAAUAUCGACCUAAAGAAGCUCCGAAAUGAGAAUGCAGAUCUGAAGAGGAAAUCUUCCUUAGGAACAAAUGCGGAAACAGGAUCUUUCGAUUCGUAUCGUAAAAGGAUUGAGAGCCUUGAACGAGACAAAAUCAACCUGGAGGAGACUGUAAAACGACUUCAACUCACUAUCGAUGAUUUGCGAGCCGAAGGCAAUCAAGUUGCCUCAAAAACUCAACGGAGUCGGGACCUUGCUGACAUGGCACUUUUCGAAAAAUCUCAGGCAGAAAUUGAGAUACGUCGCCUGAAGGACGAAUUAGAAAGACAACAUGAAAGAGUUCGCGAACUUCAGCACGAAAUGUCCCGAAGGAUUGCAGACGAACGAGCAAACGCCGAAAGACGUUACAACUAUCACGUUGACCAAUUGGAUGGAGAUUUGAGUUCUCAAUGGGAGCAUGCCUCGAAGCUUCAGCUCGAACUGGAACGCCAGAAACGUUUGGAAAUCGAUUUCAAACGGGACUUGGCACAAAGAAAUGCUCAAAUUGAAGAACUUAAGCAAGAGUUGAAAGAUAAAAAGACAACCUAUCUAACAGAUCUUGCUCAAGUGAAUGCUGAAAAACAGGCACUAGAACAGGAGAUAACUUCCCUUCGCUUGCAACUGGAUAAGGCAGAAAGACAAGGGAAAAUUGAAGCUGGACGAUUGAAUGCUGAGAUCAAUUCUCUUCGGCAGCGGCUGGACAGAGCCGACGCGGAUAUCCUUCAAGUGAGAAGGGAAAAUUUGAGGCUCAACGACGAAAUUGCCAAUUUGGAGAAAGACUUGGCGUUGGGAGAACUUAAAGGAGAAAUACGACCUACAACAAAAGAAAUUAACAAAAGUAUCGUGGAAAUGGAAAGAAAACACGCUGACACAGUUAGCGAACUCGAAGAAAUGAUUCAGAGCCAGAGACAACUCAUGGAUAAACUGACUGCAGAGUGUAGAACACUAACGAGUAAAUUAGAGGAGUCAUCCUUGAACCACAAUAAAGAGAAAAAGGAACUCCGCAAGACCAAUGAGAUGCUGAUGGACCGGCUAAAACAAAUCUGGUCCAGUUACAAGGAAGCAAAUCCAAGUGUGAUCAAUAUCCUGAGCGAUAGCGAAUCUUCCAUACAAGAGCACUUGCCGGAAUUUGAAAAGCUCCCGCUGACUACACCUCACCAACCACCACCACUCAAGACAAGCAACCAAUUUCCAUCGACACCACUGCUAGAGAGUUUUCACCCGUCACGAAACCCAGUUCAAACCUCGACUAUACAUCAGCUUAUGAUAGUCCCAAGUCCCAACAGCCAACACCAGCAUCUACCGACAAUUACCGGACCGCAUAUAAGUACGGAGAUGAAGAAACUGAAAAGGACCGAGGCGGCAAAGAAUACACUGAGUCCUUGCGAGAGGAUGACACAAAACCUUACACCAGCGAACCUUACAGCAGCCUCACUAAUAAUCAACAGCCAACCUAUGAACAGCAGCCUGACCCAAACCAACAAUACACCGAGCAGCAAUAUGAGCAGCCUAACUACCAGGCCUACGAUCAAGAACAAUACGGAGAAACAGAUUACAGCCGAGGGUACGACCAGUCCUACGACAUGUCUCAGUAUCAAGGAGACCAGCAACAAUAUGAUGAUUACAGCACCUCCUACCAACCGGAAACUGAUCUAUACCCAAGCAACGCUCAACAGUCAAUCAAUUAUGACACCGCAACAAUUCAACCAGCCCAACAAGCCGCAAGACAGCUAUCUCCUCCAGCGGAAUCAACAGCAAGGCAACUAUCCCCUCCAACAACAAGCGCCGAACCAGCAAUUCCCGGUUCAGGACAGCAAUCCUACUCAACACCAGUCGCCGCCCCAUCGUCAAUCCCACCAACGACAAUGGCUUCACCGCCAGGUAUCCGUGGAAGCACUAGUGGAAUCACCAGCAAUAUCGAAAGCACUAACCAACCACGAAAAGGCAGCAACCCUAUGGGGGCGACAGGUGCCAGAAAUGGAAGUCGAGGAUCUCAACUACUGUCGCAACAGUCUGCCGAGGCAACUAAGAGAAUACCAACUGUAUCAGGGCGAGAUUAGUCCCCUGACAAUCGGUGAUAUUGAUCCGUAUGACCUCAUCCCCGAUUUUGAGAUAAGCAGUCCGAGCCUGUUCGAGAGAAGCAGUGACGAUGAUUCAAACGAUACAGAUGAUACAUUGGAAAGGACUAUAAUUCAUCAGAGUUCAUGAUUUUCUGUAAUUUAGACAUUUUUUGAAACUAAAUAAAAAUGCCUCUAAGGUGGAAAGAGA
Hermetia illucens (black soldier fly) is the source of this 3357-nucleotide messenger RNA. Its product is annotated as centrobin. NCBI's taxonomy places the organism in Eukaryota, Metazoa, Arthropoda, Insecta, Diptera, Stratiomyidae. The record is from RefSeq and is a predicted model, not a curated record. Gene Ontology annotation, biological process: centrosome cycle; neuron migration; tube formation. Gene Ontology annotation, cellular component: centrosome; centriole. The coding region runs from base 196 to 3297 and encodes 1033 amino acids. The transcript is spliced from 8 exons.